Messenger RNA from Amaranthus tricolor (Joseph's coat), 1040 nucleotides. RefSeq lists its product as uncharacterized. The transcript has 7 exons. Lineage: Eukaryota; Viridiplantae; Streptophyta; Magnoliopsida; Caryophyllales; Amaranthaceae. The coding region runs from base 171 to 767 and encodes 198 amino acids. The record is from RefSeq and is a predicted model, not a curated record.
UUUGAAAAAAAAAAAAAGAAGUUCGGCGGGCCUUUGCACCGACUUGGAGUCACCAUUGGAAAUUUUAACUUCACUAUUUUUCAUUAAAAAGAAUACACAAAAUUGCGAUUUUUGGCGGCAGGGUAAUUCUCCUCUGACUCCAGAUCCUGGUUUUCUACCGCAAGAAGGACAUGAACAAUGUUAAUGUGUCUGAAAGUGAACUUGGGGAUACAACUGAUUCUGAAGAUGAAUCGGAAGUUCUUUCUGACGAUGAAUCAGAAAUCCUUUCUGACAUAGAUGAUGCAGAGAUUGGCGAUUAUAUAAGUAAUGAAAAAGAGAAGAAUUAUAAGAAAAUUAUUUGGAAUCUGAUGAAUCGACAAUACCUUCAGGAACAAGAAGCCAAAACUUCUGCUGUAAAAGUGACGGAAUCCAAAAAGGAGUCCAGAAAGAAAAGAGAAACUGGUGCAAUGAGAGCACAAACUGCCACUAAAACAGCUCGGCCAACAUCACCUAAGAAGAAGCCUCACUCCAGAAUCAACUAUGAUGCACUGUCUGAAUUCCUUGAAGACCCUUUGGCUUCAAAUAGUUCAAAGAGUAGGGGUGAGCCAGAUUCAGAGCAGCAUGUGGGAGAAAGUUCAGUUGGAACUCUAAAAGAUAACAACACAGGCGAUGCAACAGAUGUUAACAAGGAUGGAGAAAACGACUGGGAAACUUAUUCCAACUAUUCACAUUAUGACAAUCAAGGAGAAGAGUACAAUUACUACGUGGAUGACGAUGAGUUCUUUUGAGAUGACUUGGUCUUUUUUCGUUGUUUAAAGAAUAGAUAUAUACCGAAACGAUACAGAUAUGCAGCUUACUAUUUGAUAGGAAUACAAAAUGCAACCUUCUGGUAUGUCCAUUCUUUAAACAAGAGCGAGCGCGAUUAGUUUAUAGCAGUAGUUUUGCAUCGCACUCAUUGACGAUGUUUGUUGCCAUUGUACGAUGGUAGUUAUUGACGCUGAGCCUCUAUUGUUUCGAUUCUCAUAAUCGAAACAGAUCUGUAAGAGGGCGUUUUUGCAUUA